Molecule: messenger RNA, 1950 nt
Organism: Ostreococcus tauri
Lineage: Eukaryota; Viridiplantae; Chlorophyta; Mamiellophyceae; Mamiellales; Bathycoccaceae
Product: Ankyrin repeat
Exons: 1
Coding region: 1-1950 (649 amino acids)
Molecular function (GO): protein binding
Source: RefSeq, a predicted model, not a curated record
AUGGUCGCGCCAAAGAUCGUCGUCCCUCCCGGAUCAAACGUGAUCGACUUGAGCAAAGCGCAAACGUUGUUCGACUUGGCGAGGGAUGGGAACAUUGUUCUCAUCAAACGAGUCGUGGACUCGGGCGCGGACGUGAACGCGGGCGACGAAGACGGCAAAGCGCCUCUGCACUGGGCGGCGGUAUAUGACAAAGUGGACGCAAUCCGAUGUCUCGUGCGCGAGUGUAAGGCGAACGUGAACGUGUGCGACGGCGGUGGUAACGCCCCGCUGCACUGGGCGACGUGGUAUGAGCAGUUGGACUCGAUCCGAUGUCUCGUGAGCGAGUGCAAGGCGAACGUGGACGCGGUCGACGAGGAGGGUAGGACGGCUCUGCACUUGGCAGCGUGGAAUGACAAAGUUGCCGCGAUCCGGUGUCUCGUGAGCGAGUGCCAGGCAAACUUGAACGUGGUCGACGCGGAGGGCAGAACGCCUCUGCAGCAUGCGAACAAAUCGACGACACAAAAACUUCUUCGUGAACUCGUGAGCAAAGAAGAAACGCUGUUCGACGCGGCGAGGGGUGGGAACAUUGGGCUCAUCAAACGACUCGUGGACUCGGGCGCGGACGUGAACGCGGGCGACGAAGACGGCAAAGCGCCUCUGCACUGGGCGGCAGUACAUGACAAAGUGGACGCAAUCCGAUGUCUCGUGCGCGAGUGUAAGGCGAACGUGAACGUGUGCGACAGCGGUGGUAACGCCCCGCUGCACUGGGCGACGUGGUACGACAAAGUGGCAGCGAUCCGAUGUCUCGUGAGCGAGUGCAAGGCGAACGUGGACGCGGUCGACGAGGAGGGUAGGACGGCUCUGCACUUGGCAGCGUGGACUGACAAAGUUGCCGCGAUCCGGUGUCUCGUCGAGUGCAAGGCAAACUUGAACGUGGUCGACGCGGAGGGCAGAACGCCUCUGCAGCAUGCGAACAAAUCGACGACACAAAAACUUCUUCGUGAACUCGUGAGCAAAGAAGAAACGCUGUUCGACGCGGCGAGGGGUGGGAACAUUGUUCUCAUCAAACAACUCGUAAAGUCGGGCGCAAACGCGAACGCUGGCGACGAAGACGGCAAAGCGCCUCUGCACUGGGCGGCAGUACAUGACAAAGUGGACGCAAUCCGAUGUCUCGUGCGCGAGUGUAAGGCGAACGUGAACGUGUGCGACAGCGGUGGUAACGCCCCGCUGCACUGGGCGACGUGGUAUGAGCAGUUGGACUCGAUCCGAUGUCUCGUGAGCGAGUGCAAGGCGAACGUGGACGCGGUCGACGAGGAGGGUAGGACGGCUCUGCACUUGGCAGCGUGGAAUGACAAAGUUGCCGCGAUCCGGUGUCUCGUGAGCGAGUGUCAGGCGAACUUGAACGUGGUCGACGCGGAGGGCAGAACGCCUCUGCAGCAUGCGAACAAAUCGAUGACACAAAAACUUCUUCGUGAACUCGUGAGCAAAGAAGAAACGCUGUUCGACGCGGCGAGGGAUGGGAACAUUGGGCUCAUCAAACGACUCGUGGACUCGGGCGCGGACGUGAACGCGGGCGACGAAGACGGCAAAGCGCCUCUGCACUGGGCGGCGGUAUAUGACAAAGUGGACGCAAUCCGAUGUCUCGUGCGCGAGUGUAAGGCGAACGUGAACGUGUGCGACGGCGGUGGUAACGCCCCGCUGCACUGGGCGACGUGGUACGACAAAGUGGCAGCGAUCCGAUGUCUCGUGAGCGAGUGCAAGGCGAACGUGGACGCGGUCGACGAGGAGGGUAGGACGGCUCUGCACUUGGCAGCGUGGAAUGACAAAGUUGCCGCGAUCCGGUGUCUCGUGAGCGAGUGCCAGGCAAACUUGAACGUGGUCGACGCGGAGGGCAGAACGCCUCUGCAGCACGCAAACAAAUCGGGGACGAAGAAACUUCUUCGUGAACUCGGAGCAACGUCACAAAAGUGA